AUGAUCGGCGACUUUGCUCAUCUAACCUCGCAAUAUUUCGGCAACCAACAGAUUCGGAACAUGGCGCCUCGUUUGCAGACCGCUGCCAUGGAGGCAGGAAGCCAACAGCAAAAUCUUAGUCCUGAAAGAUUAUCUGAGAGUAUAAUGAGCCGGUUUGAAUCUCCCUCUUCGGCCUUUUACGCAACAGAAAGAUACAUGCGAUUUCCGCAGUAUGAUUGUCAAGUUGGUGGUUCUUUCAGCUCUCAAUACUCCAAGUCCUAUGAUUCAAAUGUUUCUUCACAUCAAUCUUCCGGGGCAAACUAUUGUGUUAACUCAGGAGAGCAAGCUGAUCACAACUUUGGAUCGAGAAGCACUUUGGAAUCGGCUGGAAAACCCCAUUUCUCUUACUAUAAAUCCUUUGACAAGUCUCAUAAAGGUCUAAGCAGCUCUUCAGGGAACAAUAGUCCUUCACAACAACACAAUAAGUUUCUUGAUAGUCGUAGUGUCUCUCCAGGGAAUCAAUUUUCAGUUCCUUUCCAAAGGAAACAGGAUCGUCAAGUUGGUUGUAAUCCAUAUAGUUAUCCAUUUGCAGAGCUGAACUUUAAUUCUCGAGAAGAAAAGCAGUCUCCAAGAUUUUCUUCGGGAGGUGUUCAUAUAUGUUCUGGCAAAGAUCUUUCAAAUACACUCUCAAGUAAAACACGGAUCAGAUGGACCCAAGAUCUUCAUGAGAAAUUUGUUGAGUGCGUAAAUCGCCUUGGAGGUGCUGAAAAGGCAACACCCAAAGCAAUACUAAAGUUGAUGGAUUCAGAUGGUUUGACUAUCUUUCAUGUGAAAAGUCAUUUGCAGAAAUAUAGAAUUGCAAAGUACAUGCCAGACUCUUCAGAAGGAAAGGCGGAGAAAAGAACUAGCAUAAAUGAUGUAUCACAGCUCGAUGUCAAAACUGGCUUUCAAAUUAGAGAGGCACUGCACCUCCAAUUAGAUGUCCAGAGGCGUCUGCAUGAGCAGCUGGAGAUUCAAAGAAACCUACAACUACGUAUUGAAGAACAAGGCAAGCAACUUAAGAUGAUGUUUGAUCAGCAACAGAAAACAACCAAUAGUCUCCUGAUUAAUAAUCAGAACUUGGACAUUACUUCUCUAGAUGAGCCAACAUUUAGCCUUGAAGAUAUUGAUGUUUCCAUUGUAGAAGGUUCUGAUAACAAUACUCAUUUCCCAUCCAAGAUAAGUUAG
This is a messenger RNA of Dovyalis caffra, 1206 nucleotides long. The record is from the annotation of a GenBank genome assembly. NCBI's taxonomy places the organism in Eukaryota, Viridiplantae, Streptophyta, Magnoliopsida, Malpighiales, Salicaceae.